Messenger RNA from Ilex paraguariensis (yerba mate), 2145 nucleotides. The record is from the annotation of a GenBank genome assembly. Lineage: Eukaryota; Viridiplantae; Streptophyta; Magnoliopsida; Aquifoliales; Aquifoliaceae.
AGACUUAGAGACUUUUCAUGAUUCACUUGAGGAGAGUUCAAGAAGAAAAAUACGGAAAUCUGACGUGUCACCUAUGAAGGCUUCAAGAACUGAGGAGCAGCAGUGUUCACUAAAAUUUCAAGACCGGAGUCCACCCAUCCACUCUUAUCUAUUUGGGUCAGAUUUUGUGUCAGUUGAUGCUAUUGGGAGGGUCCUCAUUGUAUCUGUACCGCUAGUUCCUCUGAAAGAAUUUUGUGAUUCCAAAGGUACUAGUGCAAGCAGCACACUGUUGCUAGGCUGUUUGAAGCAAGAUUCUUUUCAUUCUAGGGCUUUGCCUGAAAAGUGCAAAGAAACAACUAUGGGAGGAAACUAUGUUUCUACUUCUCAGGAAAGAACUGAAACUAAGAAUCUACCAACACCUGGAUUAUGCAACCCUGGUGCCCAGCAAGAAGAAACACUUGCUGGGGCUGAGAGAAUUAUUCAGACUCCAGUUCCUCAAGGUAAUUUGCCAAGUGAAGGAGAUAGCAAUGGUGGGAUGCCUAAUGUUGUGGAAAACAAAUCAACAAUGCUGUUAGCUGAAGAGGUUAGCAAUGAUUUUAGAGAUAUUGAGCUUAGUCCUCGUCUAACUAAUUUUAUCAAGAGUGGUAUUGUUCCAGAGUCUCCUAUCGUUGAUUCUGAAAUAUCAAAGGGUAAAGGGAGAGAUGAAUUCAUGGUUUCAGAUCUUGUUUCACCUCUUAAAUUAGAUACUGGACUGUCAUUGAAGACUUCAGUUUCAAAGCACAAUGGAAAGGUAGCAAAUGAACGUUCGGCUAGAAGAAGAGAUUUCCAGGCUUCAUCUGAUAACAUUGAAAUUCGACCUCAUGUACCCAAUGUGAACAAUAGUCCCCCAAGGGGAUGCAUGUUGGCUGUUCAAGAUGUUGAAGAAAUUCAUAUACCUUUGGCAAAUCUGUCAAACAAUUACUCUAGCAAAGACUGGCGUUUGAGUUCUGGAGGCAAUUCAGAAGGUGUUGAACAGAAACGGAAGUUUAAAAGAUUGCGGAAGUUUGGAAAUCUUCACAAAAGGCCUCCAAAAGUCGGGGAAGAACAAAACAUUGACCCUACAGCAACUCUGACAUCUUGUGCCAAUGCCAGUCAUGUUGCUGUUGAACAUAGAAGAGGUGAGAAGAAGCUGGUAAAAGAUGCGAGAGUAUUUAUAGAAGAGGAAGCUGAGGUAUCUUCGGAAGUUUCGAUAUCUGAUGACGAGAGAGAUGAGCUGGACAAUAAUUCUUAUGAGGAUAGUUUCAUAGAUGACACGAUAGAUCCUACAUCAGCAAGUUCUCAAGCUAACGCCAGUAGGAGUGACAUGAUGGCAGUUUACAGGCAUUCUUUACUUACUCAAUCACCUGUAGAUAGGCUGGCAAACAUUUUCACAGAUAGUCCUGAUUCUGUGGUUUGUAAGACACGGAUAUAUGAAAGUGGGAGCUCAUCAGGAACCACAAAUCAUUCUCUCCAAUCACAUCAAUUUGGUGUAGGGUCUUCUGAUAGAAAUUCAUCAUCCUUUCAACUGAAUCCCGAGAGGGUCACACUAGAGGCCAUGCCAAACACAAGCAGCAUACCUCUUAGUGUCCCAAAAGAGAAAGAAAGCAAGAUAGAAAGUCGAAAAAGAAAAUUGAGCUUCUAUCAAACUGCGUCUAUUCCUGCAGUUAACUUAGAGCAGGAAUUCAGGUUUCACUCUGAAGCUGCAGGCAUAGACUCAUUCUUUCAGGGUCAAGUAGAGAGAACUGAAGCAAAUGUGAAUGUGCUUGACGAUGAUCAGUUUUAUGGAGGUAUUGAUCUUGAUGCAGUGGAGGAACAAGCUGCCAAACUACUAAGAGUAAAAUCAGAGUUGUCAAUGAAUAUCAAAAUUAUGAAUUCUGAGCCAAUUCCCCAAAGUCUUGGUAUUCUGGGCUCUCCUUCGUUUGAUCUUGGUAUCUGAUUAGGGAGUGUUAUAACAUUAUUCAGCAGCUUUCCUAGCAGAUGGAGCAUUGGUACCAGAAGAAUAUUACUCAAAUGUCAUGGGCAAGUUUUCAGGUUUCUUGCAACCGUUUUUUAUUAUAUAUGUAUAGCAUAAAGCAGAUACAGAUGUAAUAAUCAUAUGAUAGACAGUGAAAUGUUCAUGUAAAUUAUACGAGAUAUGUAUGUUGUGAG